Dothidotthia symphoricarpi CBS 119687 is the source of this 2063-nucleotide messenger RNA. RefSeq names its product Methylmalonate-semialdehyde dehydrogenase. NCBI's taxonomy places the organism in Eukaryota, Fungi, Ascomycota, Dothideomycetes, Pleosporales, Dothidotthiaceae. Bases 112 to 1824 code for a protein of 570 amino acids. Gene Ontology annotation, molecular function: malonate-semialdehyde dehydrogenase (acetylating, [NAD(P)+]) activity; methylmalonate-semialdehyde dehydrogenase (acylating, NAD+) activity. The record is from RefSeq and is a predicted model, not a curated record. The transcript has 4 exons. Gene Ontology annotation, biological process: thymine catabolic process; L-valine catabolic process. Gene Ontology annotation, cellular component: mitochondrion.
CUCUCAGAAGACUUCGCUUGAUACAGCAUUGCAACUUUUUUUGAGUAGGUUGGUUUCGAUUGCAAAUCUUUCCUCUCUCUUGCAAUUACCUACACGUAUAUCAGCGCCGGUAUGGCCGCCCGUCGUGCUCUCGCACGUAUCCCAGCGCUAUCGGCUCGCUCGUCGCUUCCUCGCGCAGCUCCUCUCUGCACCAGAAUGUCGUCGCCCGCCAGCUUGAACAAGAUUGCCGCGAGACGGUUGCACGCUACAGCUCAGCAUCUGAAGCCAGCAGCUGCCGCCGCCCAAUCGUAUCCCACGAGCCACGAGCCCAUCCAGUCUCCCGAAGACACGCCGUACUUCCUCGACAACAAAUUCGUGGCUUCGAAUGCGACACAAUGGAUUGAGUUGAAGGACCCUGCUACAAACAACCUGGUCACCCGCGUUCCCCAAAGUACAGACGAGGAGCUCAGGGCCGCGGUAGACAGUGCAGAGAAGGCGUUCAAGCCAUGGAAGGAGACCAGCGUGCUCUUCCGACAACAGAUCAUGUUCAAGUACACCGCUUUGAUCCGCGAGAACUGGGACAGGCUGGCUGCUAGCAUCACACUUGAGCAGGGCAAGACCUUUGCCGACGCGAGGGGAGAUGUCCUCCGAGGUCUUCAGGUUGCGGAGAACGCUUGUGGCAUUCCCAUGCAGAUGACUGGCGAGGUGCUCGAGGUUGCAAAGGACAUGGAGACGCGCAGCUACAGGGAGCCAUUGGGUGUCAUUGCAGCUAUCUGCCCCUUCAACUUCCCCGCCAUGAUUCCCCUCUGGACUAUCCCCAUCGCCACCGUCACUGGCAACACCUGCAUUAUCAAGCCAUCAGAGCGCGACCCCGGUGCGUGCAUGAUUCUGGCUGAGCUUGCCGAGAAGGCUGGGUUCCCUCCUGGUGUCCUCAACAUCGUCCAUGGGUCCGCCAAGACCGUCGACUUUAUUCUCGACGAGCCGCGCAUCAAGGCUAUCAGCUUUGUCGGAAGCAACAAGGCGGGAGAGUACAUAUACUCUCGCGCCUCGGCAAACGGCAAGCGAGUCCAGGCCAACCUGGGUGCGAAGAACCACGCUGCCGUCCUCCCCGACUGCAACAAGAACCACACCCUGAACUCGAUUGCCGGUGCUGCUUUCGGUGCUGCUGGUCAGCGAUGCAUGGCUCUCAGCACGCUGGUCAUGGUCGGCGAGACCAAGGAAUGGAUCCCUGAGCUUGCUGAGCGUGCUAAGGCUCUGAAGAUGGAUGGUGGCUUCGAGGAGGGUGCGGACCUUGGGCCCGUUAUCAGCCCAGAGUCGAAGAAGAGGAUUGAGGAUCUGAUCGCCAGUGCCGAGGAAGAGGGCGCGACUAUUCUUCUUGAUGGUCGUGGCCAGAAGCCUUCUUCUGAGAAGUAUGCUGAUGGCAACUGGGUCGGUCCCACCAUCAUCUCCAACGUUAAGCCCCACAUGAAGUGCUACACCGAGGAGAUCUUUGGCCCCGUUCUCGUCUGCCUGAACGUCGAGACCGUUGACGAGGCCAUUGACAUGAUCAACGCCAACGAAUACGGCAACGGAACCGCUAUCUUUACCCGCUCGGGCGCUACAGCAGGUCGCUUCCAGCGCGAGAUCGAGGCCGGUCAGGUUGGCAUCAACGUCCCCAUCCCUGUCCCUCUCCCCAUGUUCUCCUUCACUGGUAACAAGAAGUCUGUUGCCGGCGGCGGUGCAAACACUUUCUACGGCAAGCCUGGUCUCCAGUUCUACACACAGCAGAAGACGGUAACAAGCCUGUGGAGGAGUGAGGAUGCUUUGGCGACCAAGGCGUCUGUGAACAUGCCCACGCACAGCUAGAUGUUAAUAUGAAUAAUAAGCUUUGUUCUACGUUUUGCUGGCCUGCAAGUGGAGCCGCGAUGGCGCCAAGCAUGCUGUAUCCGAGACAUGUACGAUGAUGAUGAGGCUGCCGUCAAACAAACCCAUGUACGGAAAUCAAUAUCUAUCAGUGCAUUGCAUGCUAUCAAUCAGAUUGAGUGUGGCAGGGAUUGGUGGGUGAUUCUCUAUCAGUGCAGCACUCGGUUAUCGCAGGUGGACGC